Scleropages formosus (Asian bonytongue) is the source of this 2160-nucleotide messenger RNA. RefSeq lists its product as uncharacterized. Lineage: Eukaryota; Metazoa; Chordata; Actinopteri; Osteoglossiformes; Osteoglossidae. The transcript is spliced from 3 exons. The record is from RefSeq and is a predicted model, not a curated record. The coding region runs from base 69 to 1850 and encodes 593 amino acids.
UCUGGUGGUUCAGCAGAGUGGCUCUGGUAGGGACCUUGUGGAGAAGCUUUGAGCUGCUGAGCUUAAUAAUGGCCUGUGGGACUUAUUUGAAAGUAUUUUGGUCUGUCUUGCUAAUAUUCUCCCUCCUUCCUGGAGGUGAAGCAGUUCCCAGACCUGAUGUUCACCCCAGUGUGGUCCAUGAUUCUGGAAGACCAGCUUCCUUCCAGAGCAAGGUUCCUUCUGGCAACCUUUCACCUUCCCAAGAUCCUAGCACUUCUGAAUACAGUGAAGUCCUGGCUAAUGCUUCUGGCUCCUAUCAGACAAAGAAUGCUUCUCGUAGUGAUGAGCCACCUUCCCACAGAACUAUCUCUAAUGGUCCCUGGCGCGUUCUGCCUUUCUUCAGCCACAGCUCUGUUGUCACGCCGUCUCAAAAUGGCUCUCUUCUUGAUCAGGUAGCUGAUAAAAGAGCUGCCUUUAACCAGAGUUUGAGGGCUAGUCCUGUUCCAGGUGCAGUCUCUCUGCUUGGUUAUGACAGCACCCAGGCUAAUUUUACUCCUGUGCAGAAUGCAUUGCAUCCCUUUAACCAAGGUUAUGGCAAAAUUUGGUUACCAGUUGGACAUGGCCCUCUGAGACCACCUGCUCAGGGUGUUGACUUUGCUCAGAGUUCAUAUGCUUCCAAACAAAAGUUUGGGCCCCAAGGUGUCUCUGCUCCUGGCCACUUGCUGGUCCCACCAGUUGGUUCUUCUCCUGCCCAGAUGCCAAGUUCUCAAGGGGAGUAUCUAUACUCCCAUGUAAGCUUAGUCCCUGACCUAGGAAUGACCCAUAAUGCUGGCUUGGUUCCUUCCCAAUCCCACAGGCCCCAGGUGGGCUCCAGUUCCCCCUAUGGGUUCUACCCAUCUAGAUUCCCAACUGGUCAAGAUGGGAUUUCCCCACCUAUCCAUAGCAGUGCUUCUGGUAUCACAGGUAUUGUACCACAUGUGGCUUACCAGGGUGGUGCUAUUUCUAGUCAGGCUGUAGGCCCUGUGUCCAGAUCUGUUCCAGUCCUGCAGAUGGCUUCUCCUGUCUGGGCCUUGAGUGCUCAUGAUAGUUAUCCAGAUGAAUUUACUGUUCCUGCUUACAUGAGCAGUUACUCCCUUUCCCAACCUAGUAAUGCCCAAGUGGGCUCUGGCCCUGCUCACGGUUGGCAUCUUCCAAGUGUCAUUCCUAGUCAGGCUGGAGCUUCUCCAGGUGUCUACAGCAGUGUUCAGGGCAGCUAUGGUACAGGGCCUGUUGAUACCCAGGGUAGUGCUACUUCUACUUGGGUUGCAGGCUUUCAGCCUGGUUCUGGUCUUGGUCAUGUAGUGGCACCCCAGUUUGGCUCCACAGUAGGCCAGACCAUGGUGCCACAUGCUGGCUCUGCAUCUGUUCAUUACCAUCAGCCCCUCCUAGGUUCUGGGCUGGCUGAGAACUUGCAAUCUGGUUAUCACUACAGUGAUGGCUCUGUACCUGGUUGGACAACUGUUGGUCAGCCCAUGUGGGCCCAGAUGGCUUCAGUCCCUGCUAGCGCUGGUGUUCCACAUCAUGCUACAGGACAUCCAGGACCCCAGUUUCCUGGUUACACUCUUACUAGUACAGCUCCAGGUCAAACUCUGGUGCCCCACAGAGGUUCUCUUCUUGGUGACAUUGUUGGUGCUGAUGGCACACAUGUGGUGCAGUGGCCUGACUACAGUCUGGGUUCACCAGAAACAUCUGGUGUUGACUUGGGGGUGGGCUACUUCAGGCAGAAUUAUAGAAACCCCUGGGGUCCUAAUGACUGGCCAGUUUUGUCUUCACCCCUGAGCAGUGUUCCAGGUGAGCUUUGUUUCUGCCUCAAGGAUUUCAGUUCCUACUAGCAACAGGCUGACCUGAGUGCUAUAAUGCUGCAUUAAUGGUACCCCUACUCUGACUAGUGGAGCCCAGAUUACCUGAUUGGACUACAACUGUCUGUUAAAUGUCAUAUCCAGUAGUGAUGCUAUUGCUUAAACAUGAGUCUGAUCAAAGUUCCAAGCACUAAGUAACUGAUGUGGAGGAGGGAAGGUUCAUCUUUAUGAACUUGGCCACUUCUUAAAAUGAUCUGUUUAAGAAUUUGAGGAAGAUGAUUCAAUUUAAUCUGGAUGUGGAAUGUUUGGAUUUUAAUAAAUGUUGUAACACAACACUGUGCAA